Metarhizium brunneum ARSEF 3297 is the source of this 1350-nucleotide messenger RNA. RefSeq names its product L-tryptophan decarboxylase. Lineage: Eukaryota; Fungi; Ascomycota; Sordariomycetes; Hypocreales; Clavicipitaceae. The record is from RefSeq and is a predicted model, not a curated record. Gene Ontology annotation, molecular function: phosphatidylserine decarboxylase activity. Gene Ontology annotation, biological process: phospholipid biosynthetic process.
AUGGCGCCCGUAGUUCAUGUGCCAUACCGCCACGGCGGCUGGCUGCCCAAGAACCGCGUCAUCAUGAUCGACUGGCUCAAGCACCUGGUCAAGGAAGUCGACAAGAGACGUGAGCCUCUGACUCUUCCCAAUGAAGUCGAAGACCUUAGGAAACUGAUUGAAAGCCGCCCCGAUCUCCGCAUGUUGGCGUCGGCCAUGCUCUCCGAGGUUCCAAACAAGGAGCCUUACCUCUCUGAUCCGGUUGGCAACAGACAGAUUCGAGACAUCGACCAUCUUCUCCAACUCUUCGGCGUGGUCAUGACUACGAAAGCCCCCGAAUGGAGCAAGGCGGGGUACGAUAUUGGCCUUAUUGGGUUCCCUUUUAAUACCGUUCUUGACUGGCCCAUGGCCACGCCCAGCGGAUAUGCGUUUUUCCUGAAGGAGGAGGUCAACGAAAAGUUCAAGGCAAUUUUGAAUACUUGGAAAGAGGAGGUUCUAAUGACCUCGGACUCGCUGUACGUCAUCACUACUAAGGAAAACAUGUGGCUCAGCGAGCCGGCACUCACGGCCAUUGAGAAAGACACAAACGUCGAUGGAGUAGACCGCAAAUUCCCAGAGCUUUUCAUUUGCGACCCCGAGGGCGACCCUGUCCAUUGGGGGUUCAAGUCCUGGGACGACUUCUUCGUCCGUCAGUUCAAAGACAUCGACAAUCUCCGCCCCGUUGCGUCCCCCAAGCAGCCCGAAAUUCUAGCCAACGCGUGUGAGUCGAGAGCAUACCAGAGGCAGAUAAACGUCAAGAGGCGCGACAGCUUCUGGCUCAAAGGCCAGCCAUACUCGCUCUCCGAGAUGCUCGACGGCCACUCCUGGACCGAAGACUUUGUCGGCGGCACCAUCUACCAGGCCUUCCUGAGCGCCACCUCCUAUCAUCGAUGGCACUCGCCUGUCGCGGGCAAUGUCAUCAGAACAGAAGUCAUUCGCGGGACAUACUUCUCGGAGCCUACCAUCACCGGCUUCUUCGACGGCAACCACCCCGACCCGGCGGCGCCGGAUCAGGCUCAGGCGUACAUCACUCACGUCGCCGCCCGGGCAAUUUUCUUCAUUGAGGCAGAGCCCCCGGUUGGCCGAGUGUGCCUCGUCUUUGUCGGCAUGGCGGAUGUAUCGUCGUGUGAGAUUUUGAAGAAGUUCAAAACGGGUAAACCCACGCGUGUAGAGAAGGGCGAGCAGAUUGGCAUGUUCCAUCACGGAGGCUCGACUCACUGCGUGGUUUUCCGCAAGGGGAUCAAGAUUGACUUUGUUCCGGAGGCUGAUCCUGAGACAGCUAAAAAGAACCUUAUGCUUCGGGCCAAGUUGGGCACUGUGACGGAGGUUUGA